This is a messenger RNA of Osmerus eperlanus (European smelt), 3592 nucleotides long. RefSeq names its product sestrin 4 (gene sesn4). Gene Ontology annotation, cellular component: nucleus. The transcript is spliced from 9 exons. NCBI's taxonomy places the organism in Eukaryota, Metazoa, Chordata, Actinopteri, Osmeriformes, Osmeridae. The coding region runs from base 107 to 1444 and encodes 445 amino acids. Gene Ontology annotation, biological process: positive regulation of macroautophagy; cellular response to leucine starvation; cellular response to L-leucine. The record is from RefSeq and is a predicted model, not a curated record. Gene Ontology annotation, molecular function: L-leucine binding; oxidoreductase activity, acting on peroxide as acceptor.
UCAUCCGUUUCUCCUGACUUGUAGAAAGGGACUCUGCUUUGUUAGCUGGUUGGGCAGACUUGAAGAGAGACAGAACCGCAUUCAUGCACUAGAUAAUAAUAGAAAAAUGAUCAUCUGUACGAAAAAAAUGGAUUAUCCCCUCGGACAUCAAUGUCAGCGCGUUCAAAAACAGGUGUUGAAGGUGAACGUUGAAAAGGAGCGGGCGUCGUUGCUGUACAUGAAGGCUCUGGCCAACAGGGGGAGUGUGGACGCUGUGUGGCAGCAGAUGGCCUCUCACCCACAGUACCUGGAGAGCUUCCUCAGAACACAGCACUACAUCCUGCACAUGGACGGACCACUGCCCCUGCAGUACCGCCACUACAUCGCCAUCAUGGCUGCAGCGCGACAUCAUUGCAGCUACCUGGUGUCCCUGCACUCAGCCCAGUUCCUGAGGGUGGGGGGGGACCCCCAGUGGCUGCAGGGUCUAGAGGCGGCCCCCCCACGCCUGCGACACCUCGACCACAUCAACAAAGUGCUGGCCCACCAGCCCUGGCUCACAUCCUGCUCUCACAUCCAGGCCCUGCUGAAGCCAGGGGAGCAGUGCUGGUCUCUGGCUGAACUGGUGCAGGCCGUGGUGCUCCUGGCCCACUGCCACGCCCUCUGCAGCUUCGUGUUCGGCUCCGGCUCCGACGUGGAUCCCGCCCCUCUCCCCCGAGGCUCCAACGGCACGCCGCCGGGCUUCUGUCUCUCGGACGCCGCCAACGGAAACGCCAACGUGCCUGCUUCUCUCACACCGCCCUCGGGGCAGGUCACCCGGCGACGGUCCCUGGACUCCAGCAGUGAGAUGUUGUGUUUGAAAGAGAAGAUCCAGAAAUCCCAGGAGGAGAAGGAGAGGAGAGAGGAGCGACUCAUGCAACCCCAGACACCCCAACAAGCAGAUAUGGAGGAAGAGGAGGAGUUGUCGUGCUCUGCAGACCCCUCACGCUUCAUCACAGACCCUGACUUUGGCUACCAGGAGUUUGCCCGGCGAGAGGAGGACCACUUCCAAGUGUUCAGGGUGCAGGACUAUUCGUGGGAGGAUCACGGCUUCUCAUUGGUCAACCGGCUGUAUUCCGACAUCGGUCACCUGCUGGAUGACCGCUUCCGCAGCGUCACAACGCUUCCCUCUUCCCACGGCCCGGACCUGAAAAGAGCCAUCUGGAACUACAUCCACUGCAUGCUGGGGAUUAGAUAUGAUGACUAUGACUACGGGGAAGUGAAUCACCUGCUGGCCAGGGAGCUGAAGCUCUACAUCAAAGCUGUGGCCUGCUUCCCUGAUGCCACCAAGUCCCCUCUGUGCCCCCUGCCCUGGGCCAUGCUCAAACCUUCAGAAAGGAUCCAUGUGAACCUGCUGAUCAUGGAGGCCAGGCUGCAGGCGGAGCUGCUCUAUGCCCUCAGAGCCAUCACACAGUACAUGAUAGCCUAGCAGCUGGGCUCACACAAGGCCACCGUGGCCAGUGGUACAGGAAGACCAAGCUAGGAGGCUAAAGGAGGGGAAGAGGAGCAUGCAAUACUCCUCUAGCAAAUGUGCCAUUAUUUGUGGCUUAUUCUCUGUAAAAAGAAACAAAAACAAAAGAGAGAGAAUGUAUCCAUAAGAUGUAUUUGUGUGGUGAGUUUCUCACACUGCAGUGAAAGCUCCUUGCCAAAGUCAACACACUCCAAACCAUCCUACCCUGCUCCUCUCUCUCCUCGGAUGACUGGUACGCUUUCAUUCUAUAUUGUCCUCCAAAUCCAACAUCUCGGCUCAAUAUUUAAUGUGCAAUAGUAUUACUAUCAUUAUAGAUAUUAUUUUCACUUUUAUUAAUGUAUUGUUUGUCUCCAAACUUUGUUGACUGUGAUGAAAGCAGCAUCUCUGAAAUGUAGCAAGAAGUUAGUUACCUACAGCCAACACAAUACUCCCCUUUGGUUGGUCCAUCAUUCUUUUCUUCUUUCUCUUGUUUUUGUUGUUUAAAACAAACUGUUCAUCCUUUUAUUGGGUUGAAUGAAUGUUUUGGGAGAGAUGGCCAUAAGAUGUUUCGUCCAAGUCAGUGUUGGUUGAAGGUAGGUAGGUAGGUGUGUUCAGACUGUUUCACGUCAGUGCUGAAAGUUCAAGAACAAACACUGCUGUUAGAUAUCACACAACUAUAGCUCCUUUUUAAUAAGCACUUUUUAACUUUAUAUAUUUAUACAGUAGCGCAAGGUAAGCUCAGUGGUAGAGAUGCAGACCUACAAAACAUUGGUCAAAGCCUUUCUUGUCCACUGUUUGGUGUUAGACACAAAUGGCUAGAGAUGAACUGGCCUCCAUUUAGUAAACUUAGUCUCUUAUAGUCUCUCCCAGAUGUGUAGACAAUAUGUGUAGUUCUAUUGAAUAUAAUGUAUCAUACAACUUGACUUUGCCAGGAGAUGGACAUGUUUUCAGAGAACAAACCCAGACUAGUCAUGGGUGAACGGAAGUCUCAUCUUAGAUGUGUGUUACAAGUCUUUCAUUGUCAGGACUAUUCCCAAAAACUGAUUGAAACUUAAGUAUAACAUUAACUGGCACAGUUAAAAGUGAGGAAUAAGCUCAGCCAAUUUUCAAUAAUCUGUUUGUACAUGAAUGUGCUUUAGUGUAGAUCAAAGGAAAGAAUUUCCAUUUCAAGACCACUAAUCUCAACAAUCUAUAAUACAGCAGUGAUACAUUAUGGGAUAUAAAUUGAUGGUUGAGUGGUAUAAUGCCACACACACACAAAAACUACAAGAUCUGCACUUUUCCCAAACAUCUGUUAAGUGUAAAAUCCCAUUCAUGUGUAUGAUACAAUGGUAGAUGGUGGAUAUUUAGAGGGUCUAAUGUGAUUGGUGGUACAUUUAAGAUCUGAUGCAUGCUGAAAGCAGGUCUAUGUCAAUUUAUUUACUUGGUGAGUUUAUAUGAUCUGAUUUAUGGAAGGUGACAACCAAGUAUAUAUUCAUGGUACAAUUUGCAGAUCAGAACAACGUUGGUACUGCAACCUAGAUUGUUUUUGUCUUUGUUGUUUUUGUCUUUACUUUUUUAAAAUGUUUUUGUUAACUUUGCCUAUAGUACUAUGAUUGUUCAGUCCCUUUGCUAUGUUGUUUUUUGGUUCGCUGCUAAAUCCUGCUUGUUGCUCUGCAUCCUGUAAAUUGGAGAGUCGAGAGAGAUUGAAAUUACAGGAUGGGUAGAGGAGAGAAAGUGCAUAUCAACAACUGCAAAGGUGAUUUUGCGCAGGUGCCUUUAGGUCAAACCAGAGUAAUGCUUGAGUGGGUGACUAUGUACUCUGGGUUUCGUGGAUAGUCACUUUUUUGACCUGUUCUGUGGACAGUCCAGACUUGGUCGGAACAAUCCCAGAUGGACAGACGUGAGACGGGCUCUGGCUCCAGAUGGAUCUGAGCUCUUGUCUGAAGCUUUCUGUUCUGCUCACCAGCCCACGGAACUUCCCGAGAGCCACUGACACAAGAGAUGGAUGUUACAGUUGUUCAAUAUUUACCACGUAAAUGAAUGGACAGUAAAAUAAAGACAAAAAAAUGUAAAAUUGUGAAAACAGCAAAAAAAAUGUUUUUGAAAAUGUGAAAACUUAUUUUUUCUAUAAAGAUGUUCUAUCUA